AUGUGCAAGUACACAAUCACAAUACUCGAAUGCGGCCACAAACAAAACGACCAUGUCGACACGUACAACUGCCCUUACUUCGAAAGAACUAGUGUCGCCUGUGACCGUGACAACCCUAAAACAAAAGACCGUUGCACGAUAAAAACAUGGGACGAGAACGGAAUCUGCAACAGAUGUCUCCGCGAAAACGAAGAAGCCGCCAUGCGCCGUGAUGAGGAAAGGGAGCGAGAAUUCAAGCGCAGGGAAGCUGCAGAAAAUGAAGAAGCACUACGCCGUGGAGAGAGGGAACUUAUUGAGAAGAACCGCAGGAUAGCAGAUGAAAAAUGGCGGGCCGAGAAAGAAGCCGAGGAACAGACCCGGGAGAGAAGCCGUAGAGAACACGAAAAGAAGAAGGCAGCAGAGGAAAGGCGACGGGCUGAGAAGGAAGCCGAGGAACGAGCCAGGGAGAGAAGCAGGAGAGAACAUGAGAAGAAGAUGGCAGCAGAAGAGGCACGCACGAGGGAAGUUGAAAGGCAGAGUAAAGCAGAAUACGAGAGACAACUGCAAGAACGACUGGAUCAGGAUAUGGAGAUCAUGAUACAAAAGUCCCUGGACGAAGCAGCACGGAAGAAGAAGGAGGAAGAGGAAGAAAUGCAGCGAGCUUUGAGGGAGUCCGCAAGAUUGGCGCAUAUGGAGCGGAGCUACCAAGAAGACCCAAUCCGAUCAGGACACAGAGACAUGGGAGACGGCGUUACAGAACACUGGACCGAACGCACAACAAGAACAACUACCAGAACAGUAAACGACAUCCCAACUAGAACCGCCGCGCCGCCCUCACCACCCGCCACUCCACCUAAAAUGAGCAUGCCACCACCUCCUCCUGCUCCGGCGCCUAAACCCACCGUCACAAAAUCUGCUCCCCGCCCCCCUCCAGCGCCCAAGCCCGCCCCGGCACCAAAAGAAGUAAACUAUUCUCUCCCCGCCGUCGGCGACCAAAAGAUUGGUCGUUUCCGACUAGGCGGCCGCAACGUGCCUAUCCACGAAUCCCAAGACAUUCCCGACACACCUACAACCUCAGGCAUACCCAUGUCACCCACAAGCCCAGCCCCAUUUGUGCGUCUGGGUGGUGCAAUUGCACCGUCAGACAUGCCCAUCGUGCGUGAACUCAAGGGUCAGGUCCCGCCUGUUGUACCUGCAGCUAUGGAUUCGAGGGCGGGGUUGAGGAGGACGAGUGGGCCAAGGAAGGUGCCUCCACCAGUGCCGCAGCGCAUGGGUGUAGAUCCGAAGCUGGAGGCGCUUUUGGCGAAGCAGAGGGCUUGGGAACCCGAGGAUGAAGGCGAGACGGGUACAAAGUCUGUCACGCCGCCUCAGUCUCCGUCCGGUGUUCAAGCACGUAGGUUGAGUCCAGUGGAAUUCGACACUAAACGUAAGUCGGGCUGGAAGAAGGAAGACGAGUAG
Alternaria atra is the source of this 1437-nucleotide messenger RNA. RefSeq lists its product as uncharacterized. The transcript is spliced from 2 exons. Lineage: Eukaryota; Fungi; Ascomycota; Dothideomycetes; Pleosporales; Pleosporaceae. The record is from RefSeq and is a predicted model, not a curated record. Bases 1 to 1437 code for a protein of 478 amino acids.